Messenger RNA from Paramecium tetraurelia, 1464 nucleotides. RefSeq lists its product as uncharacterized. The record is from RefSeq and is a predicted model, not a curated record. The transcript is spliced from 6 exons. Lineage: Eukaryota; Ciliophora; Oligohymenophorea; Peniculida; Parameciidae.
AUGAAUACUCAAGAAAAGAUAGAUUCAAUAUCCGAACAGGUAGAUUCUCUGAGUAGGAAGUACGGAGAGAGAAGUCUCUCCCCCACUUAGGACUCCCAGAGAAGAAAUAUGCGUCGAAUCAAAAGUGGUGGCCAAUCACUUAAACUCUUCAAUUUGAAACCUCAAUAGCAGACCUUUCUCAAAACUACUAAAGAAACAUCAGGAGGAGGAUUCUAUAAGAGGUCUCAAAUAAUGGGAACAACAUUUCCUUCGCUACGUACAAGAGAAAAAAAGAACAAUGAUUCAAAACAGGCAAAUACUAAAAAUGAAGAAAACGAUAGUUUGGUUCAUCUAGACUCUAUAGGAGGAAUCAAAUCACUUUUGGGACCCAAUCAUCAUUGCCACUUUGAAAUUUAAGUUAAAAAUCUUAUUGCAAAAUUGGAAGCGAGUGAGUUAUUGACUAUUAAGGCCAAGGAGGAAUUGGAGAGUGUUAUUUGGAUGGUCAAGAAUUAUAAUAGUGAAGGAUUGAUAUCGAAGUUAUUACAAUUGUAAUAGUUAAAAAAUGAAUUAGAGAAGGAUUAACAAUAGAUGAGGGAGGAAAUAGAUAUGUUGGGGAUGCAGAGAGAUGAUUGGUAAUCUAAGUAUUAGGAGAUUUAUGAAAAACUGUUAAAAAUGCAAGGAAUCGAAAAUGAUCUUCAUGAUGCAUUACAUAAGUUGUAGAUGUCGAACGAAUCCUUGGAAUAAAAUAACAGAAGGUUGAGGGAGAAACAAUUGGAAGUUUAGGAUUGGCAAAGGAAAUGCAACACUCAUGAUGAAUAAUUUAAAAUCAGGAUUACCAAAUUGGAAGAAACUUUGAAGGAGAAAGAAACCUAUAUCUAGCAAUUACAUAAGAAGUUGUAACGCCUUGAUAGAUUAAGACAAGAGAAGUUGGAGGAGGAACAAAGGAGAUCCAAAUAAUUGCAUGCUGAGUUAUUGGACACAAGAGUGAAUAAGGUUUAGAAUUUGUAAGAUGAAAUUGUCAAGUAAAAGAAGGUCAUUCAAUAGAGAGUAGAAGAAAUUGAAGAGCAAGAGAAAAAAAAUAAACAAUUGAAUAAUAAACUCAAUUUGUUAGAAACUUAAUUGAAGAAUUUUGAUGAUGUAGCUAGGUAAGAGAAGGAAGAGCUAGAAAAAGGAUGGUAGAAGAAGUAUAAGGAGUUGGAGAAGUAGAGUGUGUAAUACAAAAGGGAUCUGAAUUAGUUGGAAAUCCAAUUACAAUAAGUUGAUUUAUUGGUUUAAUAGAAAGAACAAGAGGUAGAGUAGGCAGUAGCCAAAUCUAAAGAGUUGUCAGGCUUAAAUGAAAGGUAGCUAUAAACUAUAUAAGCCAAUUCUGUAGAAAUACUCAGAUUGACUAAGGAGGUCUAAGAGAAAGACUAAGAUUUAGAAUACGCAGAAUAAUAAAAUGAGGAUAUCUCAAAAGAACGUACUUCCAUUGAUGGAGAGAAUUGA